This is a messenger RNA of Pocillopora meandrina, 26195 nucleotides long. Lineage: Eukaryota; Metazoa; Cnidaria; Anthozoa; Scleractinia; Pocilloporidae. The record is from the annotation of a GenBank genome assembly.
AUGGUGUUGAAGAAAGUGGACAAUCGCAUCAGAGUUUUGAUUGAAAAUGGCGUCCAGAAGAAGCAGCGAUCACUGUUUGUUAUCGUGGGCGAUAAAGGAAGAGAUCAAGUAAGUAGAAUCAUAAUUGAUAGGUCGUUCUGAAGUCUCAGUAUCACUGAGUAAAUUCGCAACCAACGAAGUACGUUUGCCUACGUACAUAAGCGAUGUAAGUGGAUUUAUAUGUUUGUUUUCACCAGCGUCUCACCAAAAUAAACGUCAUAGGGCAAAUAUCCUGUUUAGAGAGACAAAAAUUAGUUUCAGCUGGUUCGAAGUGAGGCUUUUUUUAUGGUAGAAUUGGAUGUCUCUGGUCGUAUGCGUUUUGCAAGUUAUUCAGUGGUCUUCCUAAAUCUUAUUUCAGCUCCAAAUUAACAUUCUUAUUUUUGCAUGCCGUGAGAACGGUUUGGAUUUCUCCCUCUGCGAGUAACGUAACAUGGGACUGCAGAUUUUGAAAAAUAUCUCUUUGAAAAUCAAAUUUCUGUAACAACUGUGCAACUGUCCUGGCGUAUAACUGCCAUGUGACAAGCUUGAGACCAUUUGAAGCAUUGAAAGAGAUAGUAACAUGUAACUAACUAGUAUUGCUUUGGGGAGAACAAAUGGUUAAAAGAACACAACUGAAUCACCAAUGAAAUACACCUUAACAAUGGUGUAUGUGGCAUCUACACAUUUAACUUAUGCAAUGAUGAAUGAAAGUAUUAACUUCUUAGACCUGAUAUCAUAAUGUUGAUGAUCAGGGAUGAAUGGGAAUCUUCUCUCUGAGCAUACACAUACAUGUACACAAGUGUUAUGCAUGCAUUUCUGUUCUAAUGUCAGCAUAUGCAAAUAAUAUAUUAGGCUAAUUCAUUGAGCAACUGAAUAUUGCUUUUAGUUUAUUUGAACACACAGAACAGUUAGAUAUGCAGUGUACAUGGAAAUAUAUAUGGAUUUGUAGAGACAUGCAACCAGUCAAAUAUCGCUUUUUAAAAUUUUUUGAGGUUGUCAUUCUCCAUCACAUGCUAUCGAAGACAGCAGUCAAAGCAAGACCAACAGUUCUGUGGUGUUAUAAGAAAGAACUGGGAUUUAGCAGGUAAUGGAAUUUUGUAUCAUGGCUUGUUCUUUAUUAUGGCAACUGUGUUACUGUAAUGGGCUCUUACCCAUGACCAAACAAAUACCAAAUUAUCAGUUACUCAGUCUACUGAAGUUUAUGUGUUAUGCCCCCUAUGAUAAACAUCUUUUUUAUGUCAACAAUCUAAUAUGGCUUUAAAAUACAUUUUAAUAAUAUUAUUAUAUUUAGUCAAAAUCAACCUAAGUGCAGCCCUAUUCUAUAUUCCUGAGUCUAUUUCCAGCAUAUACAUUCACAAAACAGACAGCAUACACUGUAACUCUUAUAGAACUGGAUUAGGAAGCCUCCCAACACUUUCAAGUCAUGUUAAGCUAUGUGUCUUAUUUUUCCCUUUAAACAAACCUUAUUUAUGUGGUUCUUGUAAAUUUUACAGUACAUCACAAUUUGCUAAAUUGAUUUGCUAGUGUUGUAAAAUGUACCAAUAAAAAUGAAUAUCUCAGGCUAGUAUUAAAAACUAAUAGACAAGUACCAACUACUUGUUACUCUUUAACUCCCUAGAGUGAUCAAGACAGACUUUCUCCAUACAAUAUCAAUACAAUUCCAAGCACACGAGUAAUGAGAAUAAAGAAAAUAUUGAUUAGUGGAUUAUUAGUUGAUCCAAUACCAAAUUCUUCGUACUAACAUCAUAAGAAUUGUAAGGAGACAGUAGAGAGAAAAACUUAUGAGAUGUUGGUAAGAGAGUUAAAGGGUUCAGCUGUAAAUGGUGUGCUUUUGUUUUUCUUUAUCAGUCACAGAAAGAAAAGAAUGAAGCAAUUGCAAAAGAAAAUCAAGAGUGGAACCUUAGAUCUGAAGAAGGAUGACCCAUUUGAGUUGUUUGUAUCUGCUACAAAUAUUCGCUAUUGUUAUUAUGCUGAAACCCACAAGAUACUUGGAAAUACAUAUGGCAUGUGUGUGCUUCAGGUAGGGACGAUGAACAAUUUCUUUUUAUAAAUGUGCAUUGUCAUUGGAAACUCCUUAUAAACACUGCUUUUUGCGCCAUUCAUAACUUGCUCCUUCAAAAGUCUAUUACAAUGUCUUUAUAUAUUUACCAGAUUAACCCAGGCGUACAAUUUCCAUGAGUAACUAAGACAGAAUUUCUCCAAACAAUAUUGAUACAACAUUAAGAAGAAAAGUGAUGAAAAUUGGGAGAUUAUUAGUUGAUCCAAUACCCAAUUCUUUGAACUAAAAUCAUGAUAGUUUUAUGGGAAACAGUAUGGAGAAUUACAAAAUGAGAUCCUGAGAAUGAAAGGGUAGUCAGGCAAAGUCAACUUAUGUUCCUAGCUGUUGGUAAGAGCUUAGCCAUGCAGAUUCCUACCAUUGAUUGACUUUAGAAGGAGUUUUUUCACUCUCUUAGGUGGGGUGCUGGUCCAUAAUAACUUCCCCCCCCUCUAAGCUAUUAGUGAGAAACACUUACAAGUUAGUUUUCAGGUAUUGAAGUCUGUUUUUGUUCCAUGCUCCUUUUUUUCCAUAUCAUGUCUUGUACAGGAUUUUGAAGCUUUAACACCAAAUCUACUGGCCCGAACUGUUGAGACAGUUGAGGGAGGCGGUUUGAUUGUACUUCUGCUAAGAACAAUGUCAUCUUUGCAACAGCUGUACACAUUGGCCAUGGUAAAAUUCUGUGGAUUAAGUUUCUACAUCUCAUAAUUAUCCAGGCAAUAAUAUAGUAGUUUAUAGUUAAUAUGCAGUGUAUAUUAACAGUUUGCAUAGGUUUGUGAUGACAAACUUCCUGUUUACUGCUAGGAUAGGAAUAUCAUCAUUGAAUAUGUACUGAGGAGAUAUAAUUAUAAUGUGAAAGUAGUUUGCCAAGUAAAUGAUAAUUAAAUCUUAAACUCCCAGAAGUGAUUAACAUAAAACUUCUCCAUACAAUAUCCAUACAUUCUUCAGCAAACAGGUAAUGAGAAUAUUCAAACUUAUCAGGUAGAAGCUGCUAUCUUGAUCUAGCACCAAGUCCUUAUAACUAAUUUACAAGGAAAUUUGUAGCAGCUAGAGGAGAGAAUUAACAAUCAGAUCUUGGGAGUUAAAGGGUUAAAACAGUUGAAGGAGACAGUGAUAGGGACACUUAGCCAUAUUCAACAAACAAAAUUGUGUCUUUUAAAUCCAGCCACCAAAAUGCAGUCAGUAUAUCAAAUUAGCUUCUUUAUUGUAUUGUGCUGAGGGGAAGGUCAAACCCUAGUUGCUUCACAUAGAUUAAAAAUACUUGAAUUACAGUGUAAAUGUGUUUCUUAGGAUGUACAUUCUCGAUACAGAACAGAGUCUCAUCAAGAUGUCGUUGGAAGAUUUAAUGAAAGGUUAGUACUUUGAUCAUCACAACCCUAAUUUUUAAUUCAAGAAUGGUACUUAAAGGAAAAUAAGAUAUUUAUCACUCUCAGAAGGUAAAGGGUUGAUGCAUAAAUCCUGUAAAGCACUUAUGUUGAUUUAUAUGUGAAGACAGAGCUUUCAGUAUCUUGAAAUUUGCCUUUUAUGUGAGAAAGUUAUCUCUUUUUUUGCUUUCAACAGAUUCAUAUUGUCACUGACCUCUAAUAAGAAUUGCAUGGUUAUUGAUGAUCAGUUAAAUAUUCUCCCCAUCUCUUCUCAUACUCUAUCAAUAACUGCAUUACCACCAAAAUCAAAGGUAAAGAUUAUCAUUCCUGUAUUCUAAGUUCAGUGGAGAGGUAGUUUUGUAGUUUAUGGUUUUUCAUGUUGUGGUUGACACUAUAAAAUUUACAGGACAUGAGCACAAUGAAUGCAUUUAUGCUGUUUUCCUACCAAAGUUGACUAAUAAGACAAAGAAGCUUCAAAUUAAUGGGGUGAACAUUCCUGCAAUUUUUGGUCUUAAAAGCCUUAAAACUUGACUUGAUUAUUUCUUGAAUGGUCUCAAAUAUCCUGAAACUUGACUGAAGCCUAGAUUCCCAAAGGUUUUGAGAAUUGAGGAUCAAGAAUUGCAGAUAUAGGAUCAAGUGUUAAUAGGGUGUCAACGUACAAUUGAGCAUUAAGUACUGUAUUUUAGACCCAUUGUAAUUAAUAUGUAAUUAUUGUCAUAUAGCAGGCUGGGACAGACUUGCUAACAAGUUAAACCAAUAAAAUCAAGCCAUCUUAAAGCAAAUUUAGAUGGCAAAAUUAUGCAGAUGCAAUACAAACUUAGUGAACAAGCAUGCAAAUGCCAUUUCUUUUGUUACAGGAAGAAUCUAUGACUGCAAAUGAAAUUGAGCUUAAGAGUUUGAAAGAAUCAUUGCAAGACACACAACCUGUUGGAGGUAUUGUUAACUGUUGCCGCACUCUUGACCAGGUCAGUUUCUUCAAAUGCAUAUUUGUUGACUUUGUGUUUUUCAUUAAAAUUUUUUUUAUCAGAAAUUGUGAAAACUUUAAGAAUUCAGACUCUUAAAAAAAAGGUACAUGUAAGAAGUUCUUCAAAAGAGCCUCUGCCCUGAUAACAAUGUUCCUAAAUUUGGUUACAUGACAACAAUGGACCCAUGCUUGGGGAACAGGGUGACACUGAACCCAUCUUUAAGUUGUGAACCCAUCCUGGACCCAUAACUGUGCACAUGCACAUGCACAUGCACUUUUAAGAGCUCUGAAGGGGUGCAGAAACCCUUGCAUUGGUUACCCCGCUUGUUGAACAAUUGAUGUACUCCAAAGGUAGAUUUUAGGAACAAUUUGAUGAAAUCCAAUGCUUUGGAGGACUGGGAUGACUAAAAAAGAUCACAAGAUAUGGUCAGAGACAAUUUUAAACAGACAAAAACUCCCUCAACUGACUUACAUUUAAGAGUACAUUUACUUGUACACCUACAUUAUAAAUUUAAAUUUACAGUGAAUGUACUUCUUUUAAAAAAAAAAAAGCAAACAAAAACAUUCCAUUGACUAUACUUUUGGUUUUGUUCCUAGGCUAAAGCAGUCCUGAAAUUCAUUGAAGCAAUAUCAGAAAAGACCUUAAGAAGCACAGUAACACUAACAGCAGCUCGUGGUCGUGGAAAAUCAGCUGCCUUAGGACUGUCAUUGGCUUCAGCUGUUGCAUUUGGGUAUGCUAUUAAAGUUAACCCUUUACAGUCCCUAACAUCAGUAUGCAUAUUCUCCAUACUGUUCUCUAAACAUUUACUAAGGUGCAGACAAGGAUAAUUUGUUUAAUAGCAGAGCUUGCAGAACGUAGCCCCAUAAUUAUACAAAAUAGUAGUAACCCAUGAAGCCGAAAAAAUUUGGACGUGCGACCGUACAACCGACCGUACAAGGUGCUACUUUUAACAUGAGUGGUCAACUGUACCACGGGCAUGCCAAUGCCAUAGCUUUGUUCGGUAGUCCAGUGGUCAGUACACUGGGCUCUGAGUCGGACAACCCAGGUUCUAGUCCUGGCCAGGGCAAGGUGUUGUGCCCUAGAGAUGUCCAGAAAAAAAAAAUGCAAGCUCCACUUUUAGGCUUGGCUAAAUCUAUAUAUUAUUCCAGAGCUUCUUUAGUUGGAGAUUUUUUUCCUUUAUUCUCAUGACAUUAAUGGUUGAUUCAGGGGUGAUAUGGUAAGGAGAAAUUAGGUGCCAGUCACUCUUAGGGUUUUAAAGGGUUAAGAAAUUAAAUCAUAAGAGAGAUGGUGAGAUCUUUAGGGUAGAAUGUUAGAUGUUAACAUCUUGAACUUACCUUUCAUUGGAAUCACCUCAUUUUCUUCUCUUCAAGUCUAACAAAUGGAAUUUACCAUUUUUCUUGAUGUUGCAGGUACUCAAACAUGUUUGUGACAUCACCAAGUCCAGAAAACUUGCACACUUUGUUUGAGUUUGUCUUCAAAGGAUUUGAUGCCCUGGAAUUCCAGGUUCGAAAAUGAAAUCUGUUGCAAUAUUGAUUCAUUUUUAUCUGUAUAGAUUAAGAUAUACAUGUUGUUCAAUGUUAACAAGAAAAGGUAUAUUAAGUGUCUGUAAUAAUUGACAGGAACAUCUUGACUAUGAGCUGGUGCAGUCAACCAAUCCAGAAUUCAACAAAGCAGUUGUAAGAGUGAAUAUUUUCAGGGAUCAUCGACAAACAAUCCAGGUAUCCAUUAAAAGAGGAAUGUUUCUCAUUCCAAUCAGUGCUACCUGUAUUGACAAACCCCCAAUAAUAGUAUAAAAAUGUUGUAUAUGGACUUAUAUAAUAAGACUUGUAAAGCCCUGGAUAUGCUUUUAUUGAAAACAUUGGACAGAAAUGCAUGCAGGAGGGUUUGCACACAAUGACAUGGGCAGGGCCAGAAAAAGUUGUAAGGCCCUGCAAGAUGCAAGCUGAAAGAAAAGAGGAAGCCAUGAAGGGGAAGCAGGAAGGGGACGGGCGGCAUACUGCUAUUUUGUGAUCUAGCCUGAGCUGUUGUACACAGACUCAUGCAUCAUAAACUCUUUUUUGUCUAUGUUUUUUAUGAAGGAGCACACUGGGCUGAACAGGUCAUUUGAUAAUUACUUGUAUUUGACUUGGAAGGGGAUUUCUACUCAGGCUCCCCAAACAAAAUAAUCACUGUAGUUGACAACAAUUCAUUUCAGGGCCACUCUCUCACACACAAUCAGAAUAGUAAACCAACUGUAGUGGUCUACCACAAAAAUCUAACUACGAACUCUCCUUUUCAGUACAUUCACCCAUCAGAUGCCCACAAACUUGGCCAAGCAGAGUUGGUUGUUAUUGAUGAGGCUGCUGCCAUUCCACUGCCUUUGGUUAAAGACCUCAUGGGGCCAUACCUUGUGUUUCUGUCAUCAACAGUGAAUGGGUAAGGAGUGACUAGGCAAAUACUAGUAUUGUGUAUGAUAUGGUUGCAAUGAGGUCAUUUUUGAGUGUGAAGAAUAAUGAGCAUGUGGUCCAUUUUACGCUUCAAAGGACAGGGUGAGGGGUACUGUCACUAACUGCGAAUGUGUGGAACUACUUGUCUCUUAAAAUUUCUUGGUUUAUCAGCAUGGGUGAACACUAAACUUAUGUGGCAUACCUGCAUUUGUUCACUUUCAGAUAUGAAGGAACAGGCCGAUCUCUCUCUUUAAAACUGAUCCAACAGCUUAGACAACAGAGUACAACUCAUGGUCCUUCCAGUAAAGGCAACAGUUCCACACCUCUGGGCCGCAGUCUUCAUGAAAUCACUCUGAAUGAGUCCAUUCGUUAUGCACCAGGUGAUGAGGUGGAAAGAUGGUUAAACCAUCUUCUCUGUUUGGACGCCACUGUGGUACAGAGGCUGUCUUGCGGUUGUCCAUUGCCUGAAAACUGUGAUUUGUAUCCUUUGUAGCAAUGACAAGAUUUUUAAUUGUGCUUUUCAAGUCCUAUCAUGUUAGGGGCAGCCCCAGAAAGAGAAUAAGAGGAAAGAUAGGGGAAAAGAAGCCAAAAGAUGAUUAAAAGGGUGGGCUUGAGUAAGAGACUAGAUUUUUAUAAGGAAAGGGAACUUAUGUGUCUAUUUUGUCUUAGCCUGUUUCAAGUGUUUUUUAAGUAAAUGGCAGAUGGUAAAAGAGGAGUGAACAAGCAAGUGAGGCUUGAGUCCAGAGGAAGAACCACACGUCCCUCACUUUUUCACUCCACUGCUACUGUUGUGCUGUUUACUAUUUUUCUCUGUUUUAGCCUUUACAUCCUAAAAUCAGUAUGAAUAUUCUCCAUACUGCUCUUUAUACAUUUCUUAAGGUGCUGACAAGGAGAAUUUGUUUCAAAAUCAAGAGUUUAUUAAGGUGGUGAUUGUUUGCUUUAUUUCCAUGACCUGCAUGUUUGAUUCAGAGGUGAUGUAAGGGUUAAUACUGACUUGAAGCCUGGAACAGGCUGAUCAUGAUGCAUACAUUUUUUUCUCAUUGUGGUUACUGAAAUUUACUUUUGUUUGAACAGUAAAUGUGUUCCACCUUGGCAGCCCUUAACUGGUUUUUUUUAUUAGAUAUUACGUCAAUCGGGAUACACUGUUUUCUUAUCACAAAGCAUCUGAAGUCUUCUUGCAAAGGCUCAUGGCUCUUUAUGUAGCUUCGCAUUACAAGGUAAUUAACUAUUCUCUUGGAUCUUUUAUUUGAAUGUGACUGUACAGUGUACAUCAGUGCUCAGAUUAGAGCAGAACUAGGGCAGUUUUUGUCAUUCCUGUAUGAAUGGGGAACCAUUGCAUGUCACUUGUGGGCAUAACAUAGCAAAUGGGUCCUUAAUCUUGUUCAUUUCCCCUACUGACUAAAGUCGACUGUAAGGUUUUUUUUUUUUUCUACAAAAUGUUCGACCAAAUUUUUUAUUAUUAAUGGUUGUUUUCCUUUUGUUUUCUUUUGUUAAAUUCCAUUUUUGUCAUAUUAGUUCUGAGGUUUUUUUGUUGUUAUAAUUUUUUUUAUUCAUAUGGCCUCUGUAGCAUUGCUAGGGGCACAUUGGACCCUCAGUGGUUCUGUUUGCGCUUCAGGGGGAUGAUAUUUUGCCAAGAAAGAAUGAUACUAGUGUAAUCAGCACUACCCUUGGUCUACAAGUUCUUUCUUCCUCAUCUCUUUCAUUUGCAAGAGGAAAUUGUUGCUUCCCUAUUAUCAGACCAUUGUGGUAUGACAGUUCACACUAAAUUCAUUGUCUUUCAUUUGCAGAACACUCCAAAUGAUCUACAGUUGUUAUCUGAUGCACCUGCGCAUCACAUCUUCUGCUUGUUAGGCCCUGUUGAUCCAGCUCAGAACACACUUCCAGAGGUGUACUGCGUGUUACAGGUGAGAGCUUGCAAAGCAAGGUACAAUAAAAUACGAAAAAGGACACGUCACCAACUUGAUUUGCAUCCCUGCCAGGGACUGUGCCAGCCUCUGUAGCAUAUGAUAACUAGGACUGAUAACUAGAUGCUGAUAUUUGCGGAUCACUUCCGGUCGAAUUUUUCAACUUCCAUUCUGUAGACAACUGAAGCCUUAAAAAAUUCUUGUUUUAAAGAAGUUUUCAUUUCACAUAUUAAAUGUGUCCACGAUCAGAUUUUUGCUGGUGUAAGCUUUUCUUCAAUCAAACGUGUAUGUGAUUUCAACCAGAUUCUCUGACUGUUACAGCGUAGAUUCCUAGCUGAAGCGCAAAAAGUUGGUUCAAUGGGAAUGUUGCUAUUUUUCUUUACUUGACUUCUUCAUAUCGUAAAAAAGUUCCUGAUUUAGAUCGAUACAGUAUAUUCUUUACGAUUAAAUGACUUGAAACUAGUGACAGAAAGAAACUAGUGAUAGAAAGUGUAGUCCGGUCAGUUGUUUCUGUUUAUUGAUUUGGUCAAAUGUAUUACACUAUUCGUUCUUAGGACAUGCAGUUUUCAUGAUAAAAUCAAACUUGACUGAAGUGUACAUGCUUGAAUUUUCCUCAACUAAACAAACCUUUUCCCUCAAAGAACUGCAAAUAAGGUUAUACUGCGAAAAGUACUGCAACAGUAUACACAUGUACACCCGUUUUCAAAAACAUCGCAAUUUGAAAAUUUAUAUCAAAUAUACACACCUUUUCCUUUUUCCAUGAAAAAAGGUGUUUCCAAAAAUAAAUUAAAGGGACAAUGUUUCAAAAGAAAACUACAAUAGCUGCUGUCAAAAUAACAAAAGAGGUAUUGUUUCCUUGGAUGUGAAAGAUACAUGCAUUGUCAAUUACCUUUCUGAUAAGGAAAGAAUAGGUGUAAAUAUUUAAUAUACAUUUUUAAAUUGCAAUAUAUAUAUAUAUAUAUAUAUAUAUAUAUAUAUAUAUAUAUACACCUGUUUUCAGAAACGUUGCAAUUUGAAAAUAUAUAUUAAAUAUCUAUAUAGUAUGUACAAAAGAAAUACUGAUAGUAAAGCAAAACAUAACGCAAACAAUUUGGUUGAGAAUUAUGUAAACAGCAUCAACCUUCAUCCAUUCAGCGUAAGGAUAAACCUGUUAUAAAACCUCGAAGAAAAGUAAGAAAGUUGUUUGAGAAUUAUGUAAACAACAACAUCCUUCAUCCAUUUAGCUUAGAGAUAAACUCGUGCUAUUAAAAUUUAGUUCCAGAGACCAAUAUUCCAAGACCCCGAACGAUCAAGAACGAGAUUCAAAAACCCCCUUUUCCAAUGGCUUCGCCUCUGCGGUUGGCAGGUUCAUAAUAAAAAAGAAGGUUAUUAUUUGAAUAUUCAGGCAAUCGCCACAGGUUAUCGCGGUCAUAUAAAGAGCACGUUGCAUAACUAAAUCGAUAUUUCUGAUCAAAGCACUUCUAGUCUCGACUAAGACUGAAUCUGCGAGCAUUUGACCUCGCAUUUGUUCAAGCUCUUGAGUAUUUCUGUUCAGUUGAGAUUCAAGAAGCGAUGUUUUCGCUACCCAGUGGGCCAGAGAUUUCUUCGCUCUCUUCCACUGUUUCAACAGCUUCUCUCGCUCAUAUUUCUUGAGAUUCCACUUCCUCCUGAGGUCGACAUCUGCUCGUGGAACCGAUUCUUUCGGUACGAUGUUUUGUACAAUCUCCCCUAGUGAUUCUAACCGACGGUUUUGUGGCAGAUUUUGUCUUACUGAUUGCCCUGAGUUGAAAUUAGUAACGUUAAAUUUCACGUCCUCUUCUUGAUCUUCGUCUAUCUUGUUCGCUUCUGAGCCUCUUUGGAAAGCGGUUAGGCUUCCUUCCUCCUGCUGGUUUUUACUUUCACGCAAUCGAAAUCUAAUAUCAAAUCCAUUGGAUGCGUGACGCCAAGAGAGUGAGCUAUGGUAGAAUAUUGAUCAAUAAAAAAUUUAUUCAAGUUUCAGGUCUGUAGGGUUUUCCGCUGAUGAGUUAUUCGCCGAAAUGUCGUACAAAAUUUAUAGAGAUCGGUAUAAGGACGCCGCGUAACGGAAGCAACUGGCCUUGGUUGUACGAAGGCUGGAUAACGCUAUCCACUUUGCUAUCCAGCUGAUAGUAUAGUAUGUUUUGUCAACACUUAUCCAAUGGACAGUGAUUUAUCCGGUGGAUAGCAAUAUCCAACAACGAAGGCCUGUUGUUAUGUUUCGCCAAUAGAAUGAUUUCCUAUCCUCUAUGAACUUGCGAACAUUCAUCUGAACAAAUUUUUCUAAUGUUUCUUAAAACCUUCGUACAUUUUGGAGCCGUACUCUGCAAAAAAAACAAAACAACGUGCAAUCAUCGAAUUUUGUGUGAUCUGAAAACAGAAACCUUGACGGCAUGUUAUUCAAGUUUCCAUUUUGACUCGACGCUGCACAUCUAUCCUAAUGCGUUAUGCUGAAAUUGAUGCUGUGAGAGACGGAAAUUCUAACUAAAAAUUUAAUCGACGUCUUCCUCGGCGUUGCCUUCCUGACUGUUCAAGGUCCCUUUAUCUUGCAUUGAGUGCAACGUGAUUCAGCUAUGAGCAUUUUAUUCACCGCACAUGUGUCAAAGUUCCUCUUACAAUCGAUUUAUACUCAUGCUGAUAAAUCACAAGACGAAUUACAUGCCUAGAGUUCAAAUGGUCAGGAUUUGAUCAACUCUUAACUCAGUUCAGUGAGGGUCUGUUUCGUCUUUCAUACUUGGAUUUACAGUUUAAAACUUCAGUCCUUAUAACUGCAUCCGUUUUUUAAUGUCUCAGCCCGUGGCGUGCAAUCAGCGCGUCUACAGCAUUUUCCUGAUGCUCCGCACAGCAUUCCAUGGAGACGGUGUCGGUCUUCUUCCCUUCAGAAUCUGUGAAAUAUACCACAACAACUCUAACCAUCCGCACCCUCUUUUUAUCUCUUGGUGUUUUCCAUCUACACUCAUUGGUCAUUAAAUUGUGACACAUCUGUUUUACUUCCACAUGUUUUACUUGGUUGGUCUUACACAUGGUCACCGGUGACAAAGCAAGCGUUUUCUAUGCGUAAGGAGACGAACAAUAAGAGAAAACAGAAAAAUGUAUUUCCUUCAAUCUCAUGACCUGAGAUUUGAUCAUCCUGUGAUGUCAUAGACAUCCUGCUUUUCCGAGAAACACGUCGCCAUAUAUUUGUUAAUCAUUCAGUUUGAUUAUCUAUAUUACAUGUUUGAUAUUGGUUGUGGUCGCAUUGAAUGACGUUCUGAUUAUCCCGUGUUUAAGAGAAAUAUUUGUUCUUUGGAUUAAUCAGUGAGUAAGUAGCCUACGUGUAGCCGUACCCCCCCCCCCAGGUGAAACGGAGGCGAGGUUUCCGUUUCACUUUGGAAGGGGAGGGUACGGCUACACGUAAGUUAGUGACUGUCUUGGACUGAUCAUGUGGAUUACAUUAAGACCAAAGUGUCUCAGAGGCUUGGCGUUUUACAGAGAAUAAAACAUCUUCUGCCAAGAAAUACAAGGGAACUCUUUGUAAAAGCCAUGGUGCUGCCAAUCCUUGAUUAUGCAGAUGUGACUUGGGGGGAUAAAUCCAACACCACUCUGAUGAACAAGAUCCAAUUACUCCAGAAUAAAGCAGCUAAAUUAAUUUUAGAUAUGCCAAAGCAUUCAUCAGCAACAGAAGCUCUUGAUCUACUUGGUUGGGAUACAUUGGAAAAAAGGCGAAGAUCACAUCGUCUAUUUUUGGUUUUUAAGUCCUUGAAUGGACUAAUUGAUUGGAAUUUUAAUUUUAAUCAUUUUAAAGAUAUACAUGAUUAUAACACUCGUUUUAAUAACAACAUUUGUAAACCACAAUCAAAGCGUACAUGGGGUCAGCAUCGGUUUGUUUGUCAUGCAGUAGAUGACUGGAACGCUCUCCCAGACGGCAUUAGGAACAUUUCCGAUUUUUCAGUUUUUAGACGUCUUGUUAAGAACAUGUAGUCUCUUCUAUUGAUUAUACCCUUUUAUCCUAUUCUUGAUAACCAUAUUUAUAUUUUCUAUUAUCCUUACGUUAGAUUUAUGCAGGGCCUCACUGAAAACCACACUUUGUGACGUGGGCUCCCUGUCAAAAGAUCUUAUUAUAAAAGUACCAAACCGCGUGACCGUAUAUGUCUUUUGUUUGUCACGCUCAAAAGAGAGACAUCACACAUAAUUACUACUGUAGAAAAUCUCUUUUUUUUUAAUUUCAAGUUACAAUUUUUCUCUUCCUAAUUAGAAUUACGAAUUAGCCAAUCACGCCAAAGAACUCUAACCUUGCAUUUGUAAAACUGACGUGGACAUUUUUCGCGUACUUUUAGUUUGUUUUCGCGGAGUCUUUAGUUUGUUGUGUGGAGCUUUCGUUCCCGUAAAUUUGUAACUCCUUUGUUUGGAAUUUGAAGAAGUUUCGGAGUUUUUAUUUAAUCUUUAAUUAAUCAUAUCUUUAAUUUCACUUAGUCAAAAAACCAGCGGUCACAUAAAGUGCGUUCUGAGGUAUUUUCGUUCCGAGUACAGUCUUUUUGUUGUAUUUAAGUGUGUACAGCCUGUUUUCGUACUUAUUGACGUUUUUGAUAAAUAAAUUACGGCGGUUGAAAAUAUACGUUCUCUAAGAAGGGAAGACGUUGUCAGAGGAGAUGAAAAUUGUUUUUGCCGAGCUGUUGCUCUUGGGAGGGAUGAAACAGGCGACGAGAAACACAAGGAGAUCAGUGGGUCGAGUUCCAGUUUGUUUCAGAAAGAUCCAAAGGUUUUUUAGCUGCCACUCCUCGCUUUUUUCAACUACAAACAGUCAUGUUGCGGUUUCUUCAACACUAACAUUUUCUACUUUGAUUUCUUCGGCUGAUCUUCAAGUAAAGUUUAGAGCUCUGGGACAGUUUCAAAACAGCACUUAUAUUUUCUCAGUCUUCGGCUCGUCACAGUUUGGUAUCUAGUACUUCCUCUUCAAAAUGUAGUUGUUGUAGGUCACGAUUAGAGAUAUCUUGUAAUGUUUGGAGGUUUCGAAGCCGUGUUGGUGUCGUCAAAGCUGCUGUGUUGGCAACUCUAAGUUCAAAGUCUUCAGUGUUCACAAUUCGCCUUAUCUUACAGCACCGAGCUAACGCCUGUCGAAACUCAGGUACUCUAUAAGCAUACACAACUGGAUUUACAAAUGCGUUGGAAACAUUAACAAAGCUGAUAGCUACAAAACACCUCCACGGUAUUACAUCGUGAAGAUCGAGUAGAACGUUUAAACUGAAAACAGAAGCAAAAGGUAGCCAGCAAAACAAAGCAAGGACAGAAACAAACAGCAAAGUCUUUGUCAAGCGUUUACUUUGUAAGUCUCUGGUUUGCUGAAGCGAGCUUGCGACAAUUCUUUCUUGAAACUUUCUCCUUAUGGCGAUGUUACAACCACAAAUGAGGAUAAUUGAAACAAUGCAAAUUGACAACCAAACGAGAGAAUAAUAUUUACUCAAAUUAGCUAUUAAAAAUAUGGUAUCCAAGGAGGCUAGUGUCCACACUACUAUAAUAACUAUGCAGUAUGCCCGCACAGAUAGCGUUCGGUGUCUAAACGGUCGGUAUAUGGCGUAAAACCUCUCGCAUGACAUAAAGGUCGCAGUUAUUAAUGAUGAUACCAUCGAGAUGUUAUCAGCGAUGGUAUAGCAGUAGAAAAAAAGCUGGCUCAUUCUUCCUGACCAAAGCUGAUAAUGGUGUUUUCCAACCCAGUAAAUGUACAAAGGCAGAGUCACAGCCCCUAACAUCAGAUCGGCAACGGCCAUAUUGAUGACGAGAAACAAACUUUUCUUUCGAAGCCUCUGGUUAACAACAAAAAGAACGAUGGUGAGUAGGUUUCCUACGACUAUCAAAAUUGCUGCCAAUAUGAAAACACUGCACCAAACGAUGGCUUCAGGUUUGGAUGGAAAAUCCAUGGAUGAUGUAGACUUGUACUCUUCGCUGUUAUUAUUUGCUGAUGUGUUAUUCAUUGCUGACAUUAACAGACUUUAACGAUCUCGGCAGACAGCCUGUGCAGGUGUGGCUCACUUCAUCGUCGUCGUUGUCACUGAUGCACUAGAUAAGCUGAAGCGAUGUUCACACCUUGAGAAUUUUCCAUGACCAGCUUUGUAUAAAUGUAUAAUACGAUGUUUUUUAAAAUUUUUUUUUUUUAAUUAAGUUAGAUGACAAUUUUCCUCCAAGAACUGUAUGAGAUGAUAAUUUAAUCCCUCGAGUUGGUGUGCUUAUUGCAAUAAAUAACUUUGUGCACUGCUGAAUUUUAAAUCAACCAGCGAAGUCUUCCAAUUUUUAGAAACCAGCUGGUUAAGUCUUGUGCUCCCAUAGUUUAUUUCAAGAAACUAAAAAUGGGAAAUUUGAAUUUCGGUAAAGAAACAGAUUAAAUGCAGAGUGCGAUUGUGUCCAACAAUGUUUGUGAGCUCUAUCAAUGGUCUCAAGCUAUAAUCUUCCCCUAAAAUGGGAGGCGGGGCGGUUGUGGAACUAGGAUCAUGUUCGCUCAGAAAAUUAAAAAAAAAUUCAAUAAGCGAAGACAGAUGUUAAGAACUGUUUUCUUCAGCUAAUUGUGACUACAUGAUACGCUUUAUUAAAACUCUCAUUUAUCUAGAAGUCUUCAAAAAUAGCCUCUAUAACGUAACGCGGAAAAACGGACGUUUCUCAAGGGAAGAGCUUGAAGUCAAUCAUUUCUUUUCUUGACGCAAUUCUGCAAUACGAUUGGCAACCAACAACUACCGACAUUAAUUUGUCGGUAGUUGCCUGCAUAUUUAAUGUUUUUUUUAAUCAAUAAACUGUUAACAUGUCGAUGAGAUACGCAAGCAAUCUGUUAGGAAAUAAAUACAUGUAAAUACUCGAUCAUGUAGGCGUCUUCCAACAAACAACUCAUGGCUCUGAAUUAUUAACUAAACUUGUAAACCACUCUACUACAUCUUCCGCAAUACCACAGUUAAAGUUAUUGGUUUUAUUCGAGAAUGAUACAUUCCCGAAAACAAACCCGCUAGAUUAGUUUCUGCUGUAAGGAAUCGAGUUGAAACAUUUGGGGGCGAACUUAUUUUCCGUCAGCCGACUAAUUCGCUUAAGUAGUAUGGAGCGAACUUACUUGCGCUGGUGCGAAACGUCCUCAAACCGAGUCAAUCCCGCACCUCUUGAUUUCGUUCCAAAGUACGAAGCAUUGAAGCAUUUUGUGGCUGAUCAAAAUAAUCCAAAUUUUUUUCUUGGUACUCCCCUUACAGGUUUGCCUUGAAGGUGAUAUCUCCAAGUCUUCCAUCAUGAGCAGUCUAUCACGAGGCAAAAGGGCAUCUGGCGACCUCAUUCCCUGGACGAUAUCGCAGCAAUUUAAUGAUCACGAUUUUGCGGGUCUUUCUGGAGGAAGAAUUGUCAGAAUCGCUACCCAUCCUGACUUUCAAGGGGUAUGAAUGAUUCGUUUACAUUUAUUUAUUUAUUUAUUUAUUUUUAAGUUUGCAUCUUGCCUAAGCAGGGGCAGAUCUAGGAUUUCUUAAUGAUUUUUAUAAUGAUUUUUGAUGCAGAAAACAAAUUAUUUUUGGUGUAGAAAACAAGUUAUUUUUGACGCAGAAAUCAGACUAUUUUUUACGCAAUGGCCUACAUAAGCUUUAAUAUAGAAUAGUAGAAUUAUCUCCAUCUCAAAAGGUAGCAAUUUGAGUUGCACGAUCUUCAUAGUAACCAUUGUGAACCUGCUUAUUUCUUUUCUGCAAUAGAUGGGUUAUGGUCGAAGGGCCAUGAAUCUUCUUAUUCAGUAUUACGAGGGAAAGAUUCCCAGUUUAGCUGAAGAACGCAAAGAAGACGGACAAAUCUCAACUCUGACUGGAGAUGAGGUAAAAAUGAAAAGUGCAUCAAUAUCAUCGUGAAAGUUUGAAGGUGCAUUUGAAAAAGAUCGUGGCCCAAAAGGUCAAUCUUUUCAUUGGCCAGUUUUUGACUGAGGGGAAAAUAAUAACAAGUACUUAGUUCAAUUGUUCUUUUUUUACUAAUUCGUAGUUCACAUUUACCAUUUGUAAACGUAAUGUAUGGAGGAAGAGAAUAAUAGCAAGGAAAUAAUACACUUUCAGUACAGUAACGUUCUUUACUUUGUUCAGCAGGUUGAAGAUCCGCUUUCUGUUUGUCUCGGAAAAAGUGCAGGUGUCGCACAAAAGCUAUCUAUGACUUUCGUGAAGCCUAUUCAAUAAAAAUUUCAUAUUUGCCCAUAACCUCUUCGCUUCUCAGUCAAGCGAUCUUUUUAAGCAUUGUUUCUGAGGGCGACUUUUCGACUGAGUGUCUUAAGACCAAAGCCAAAUUAAAAUGGCCAAUCAGAAGAAGGUAAAAUACCCAAGGAAGCCAUGGAGAACUUGAAAUGAACAUAAAGCCAAAAGCGCGGGAAACUGCCAGCGAUUGUUUUCAUCUGAUUGGUCGAGAGGAUGGCGCGGGAUCUUUGAUCCAGCACAAAGUGACGAAAGCAAAAUCAUUACAAUCCCAGCUUUCUUGUGACACUCAAUUGAAAAUUGUGCCAUUCAGAAAUUAACUUUCGAUAUACCAAUUCCUUAAAGGAUUGGGCUGCAGUGCAAGCAUCUUAUUGGGAAGAGUAAUAGCAAACUCGCGAUCGUUUAUCCAGCCGGCCAUGAUUGAUUGAAGUGGACGGUGGGGAGAGGGGCAAAGAAAUUCAUGUGCCCCCAACCCCUCUCCUCUCCUUCCUUUUUACUAUCGUUCACCCCUUUUGUUGAAAUUUAUUUCUCUCCCCAGCUUUCCGUGGCUGUAAAUUCAAAAAUGGCAGCUAUAAUUUUCACCAUGAAAAUACUGAGCACUUAGGUGCCAAAAUUACGCCUACCCUGCAGGCUGUUAAAGGGUUUGUUACGGCAGUUCUAACUGACGUAAAUUCAAAAUGUUCAUUUAUUUCAUAGGAUGUUGGCCUACUACAGGAGGUGAUAACUCCUCGCAGUAAUCUGCCGCCUCUUUUGUUAAAACUCAGUGAAAGACCAGCCGAACAACUGGAUUAUUUGGGCGUAUCCUACGGCUUGACAACUCAACUCUUAAGGUUCUGAGAAAAUUAUUUCUUUCAUCGAAAAAUAUACAGUCGAAACUCCUUACAGGACCCUCCUUCGUAAUUGUGCUCUUUCUCUCAAAACUUUAACCUAAUUUUGGGACCUAUCAUUAUUUAUCACCAAGGGAAGUCGGAGGGUUUUGUGUGUGUCACGAUGAAAUUUACCAGAUUCCCCCCCCCCCCCCCCCCCCCUUCCUUAAAGUACCGUAUUAUUCCAAUGAUUCCCCUCAUUGGCAAUCAAUUGUUUUUGGUCCCCCUGUUGUUAUGUUGGUGUGGACAGACUGAUCCCCCGUCCGUUGACCCCUGAAAACCAUGUGACCAUGUGAUCUCCAAGAAAACCUUUACGUCCUUCCUCCCUUUCCUCCCACCCACCCCCCCCCUUCCCCGGGGGCGACGAAUAAUGAGUGAUGUCUUACUCCUGUGCAAUCUCUGUAGUUGUAGCUUUUUAUAAGCGACUGGGAGCACCUUCUAGACAACCUCGCGUCAAUCAUGUAACAUGUAGGAAGAUAAUGAUUGGAAAUAUAUGAAAAUGAGUGCACUGUGCACUUCGGUGAAAAAACAGAUAUAAGCGGUCCUCGCAGCUAUGAACACUACUGAACUAGUAGUUGAAAUAGGACCUGAAAAAAAUUCAGGCCCGUACGGGAUUUGAACCCAUGACCUCUGCGAUACCGGUGCAACGCUUCAGUAUCGCAGAGGCCAUGGGUUCAAAUCCCGUACGGGCCUGAACUUUUCAGGUCUUAUUUCAACUGCUAGUUCAGUUGUGUUCAUAACUGCGAGGAUCGCUUAUACCAGAUAGGAAGAUGUUUCUGAUUUUACAAAUGCCCUUGCUAGAACAGAAUGUUUAAUAGCCUAUUAAGACACAGCACAAUUUUUUUUGCGAGAUUUCGGUAAGUUUUUUUCAUAGAAAAAAAUACAAUUUUUUAUGAUUGUUUUUCAUUUUAUAUCUGUUAGAUUUUGGAAGAAAUCCGACUUUGGUCCUGUGUACCUACGCCAGACGCCGGUAAGGAAUUUAAAGCAUUUUUAUCUUUCCAUCGUAGUAUUGUCUCAAUUUUCGUUGUUUUUUUCAUUUUCUGAACGAAAUUCUGUGGCAGGAUAUGAAUAAAUACUGAGUUAGCGGGAAUAUUGAUCAACUCUGAUGCUUUAUUCAGUCUGCAAUGAAAAUGAUUUGUUGUGAAAAGACCGGCUAGCGGUCAUUUUAUUUAUUUGUUUAUUUUGGUUGUUGUUCUCUCAACUUAGCACUUGCAUAUGACUGUACUACUACAAAAGAGACGGUAGCCUUUGACAAGCCCUCACUUUAGAUCUGCAGAACGCGCGUUUCUCCGCCCGCGGGAAGAUUUGAGACGAGUCGGGUUGAGGUUUGCCGGGGAUCUGGCACUAAUGAUAAGUUCCCUCCCACUUCCCCAGACUUUGCAAGUUUAGUUCUUUCCAGAGUGUCUUUUUUUCUGACAGGAGUUGUCCCUGUUUACUUUCUAGAAUGAUUUGACUGGCGAACACUCUUGUAUAAUGUUAAGACGACUCUCCGAUCAAGAAGAAAACUCUGAUGACAACUGGCUGCAAGCCUACAUGACUGGUGAGUGGUAAAGUCCUAUAAGGCGCGAAGAAUUCAGUUUUUAUUGAGAGUUUUUUUCAUCUUCCAGCUUUCCAACACUAGAUAUGCGAAAGACAGCUACAAAAGCUUAUGCAGAGGUUUCAAUAAAAGCCGAUGACCAGCGGUCUACCGCCAUAUGUAAGACCUCUCACCGCCGUCUGUUGAGCCUGUGCUCAACAGGCACAGCCGCCUAUUACACCAUCGGCAGCCGCUUAUGGCAAAAUAUUGUUGACUCGCAAACCCCCAGAUUAAUUUUUAGAUGGGCGUGGCUUAGUUUGCAAAGAUUUCAGGGGGCAUAUGGAGCAAUGGUGUUAAAACAUGAGAGAAAAUUAUUAUCAUUGGUAGAAUUUUGUGUAAAUUACUCGCCACGCAAACUGACAGAUUUGCGCUUAGCAAAAUUUUGUACCACGUUAAAAACAGGGUAAAAUCAAGCAUUUAACCCCUACGAGUGACUAGCAUCUUAUUUCUCCUUACAAUAUCGUCACUGAAUCACACAUUAAUGUCAUGAGAAUAAAGGAAAUGAACAUCAACAGAAAUUCUUGAUUGUUAAACAAAUUCUCCUUGUCAGCACCUUAUUAAAUGUACAGAGAACAGAAUGGAGAAUAUGAAUUCUGAUGUUGGGGUGGAAAGGGUUAAGACAUCGUGAAAUGUGACGCUUCAUACUUUUGAAAGGUGAAGAGAAAUACAAACGUAAGGUCAAGUUAUCUUUACUCAUUUGGCAAUCGGUGUUUCUUUAUAUUCUCAGAUUUCCGCCGGCGUUUUUUGUCCCUCCUUUCCUAUCAGUUUCGCAACUUUCAACCAUCUCUAGCGCUGAGUAUUCUAAACAACAAGAGUUACAAAGGAAUUAAAGGCUCAGGUAGGUAAAUUUACAAUUAGAUUAUGACCUCGUGAUUUAUAUCGCGUAGUAGUUGAUGACGGCGAAUCGCGCAUCGACCAUCGCGCGUAGAAAUUGAGAGCGAAUUGUCUUUUUUUGGGGUGUAAUUUGCUUUUUGUUUAAAACGUAUUAGUAAGACAGGCUUAGACAGAUUAUUUUAUAAUCGCGAUACAAUUAAGAUACGCUUCAUGCCACUCGGUGAACUCUAUCUCUGAACAGAGAACGAGUAGUGGUAAUGUAGCUGAUAUUUUCUAACUUGUCAUCGAUUACCUUUCCGCUUGAAAAUAUACAGAAAUUGCGAGAAGUUCAUUUUUGGUUACUCCGGAAGGUGAAAAGAUCAAGUGACCAAAUGGUACGAGCACACCAGAAGGUCCAUCCUAAAAGUUCGCUUCUUCUCACACUGAAAUCGAUACUCCUUCAUGAAACUUCUACCACUUAGCAGUAGAGCUAAAACAUCAGCAGUGCAACUUUUUUAGUCCACCAUGAUAGCUUGCCUUCUUUAAAUCGUCUCAAGUAUUGUUUUCAUUGCUCCUUAGGUUUAACAAAAGGUGAGCUAGAAGCUGUUCUUACAACUUACGACAUCAAGCGAUUGGAACUUUAUUCGCGGAAUAUGGUGGAUUAUCAUCUGAUCACGGAUUUGCUUCCAGCGGGUGAGAAACUUGAAAUGAUUUCUUAUCUUUAAGACAAGAUUUGGAAAUUUGAAUGGCCUUUUAUUUACAAGUCAGUCUUGAAAACGGAAAUAAUUUCCCUUUUUUUAGGAGCCCUUCCUAAGUUUCAGAAGUCAGUUCUUCACGAAUUAUAUACUUGGAGCUGAAGGAAUUUACUAAAGGCAGAAAUAAGGCCGCAAAAACGGUGGAGUUUUCAGAACAAAAUAGCCCCCCCCCCCACCCCCUUAGUCCCCCUUCCGCUCUCCUCCCUCUCCGUCUUUUGCGAGACCAAGAGAGGGGGGGAUGUCAUACUCCUUCGUGAGACCCUCUUCCUCUUACAAUACCUCACUUCACUCGGGAUUGUAAACUGCAAGGAAAAUCUUGUGAAAUAACCAAAGUAAAUUGAAUUAGGAAAACGGUGCCUAUAAUGACAUGAUAUUGCUUUUGUCGCACAGUCUCCAGGUUAUUUUUCCUUCAGAAAAUGGACUUCGAUCUUUCUGCAGUGCAAUCGGUAAGUUUGAAGAGCAUACUCCGUUAUCAUAUUAUCUUUGGAAGUUUUCUUUGCGCCUCAAGGACUACCAACAUUUGGAAGCAGACUGAGAUUAGAGAACUGAAUAAAGGUGAUAAGUUUCUGAAGAAACCGUGGUGCUGCGUCGCUGGAGGGCAUUACAAGAUAAUUUUGUUUUAUGAACUGUAUUGAUAAUACAAAGUGGUCUCCGUAAAGAAUUUUAAAGCUGGCAUCGGAGGUACCAUGAGCUCAUUGCUAGCGUUGCUCCAUCGUCCUUUAUAUAAACCGCACGCAACCCAGAAUUUCCCUAUUUGCUCUGACGAAGGGCUAACGGUCGAAACGUUAGCUUUCAAACUCUGUACGAUGACCAAUUUACAUUUUCAACUAAGUUGAUAAAACCAAAGAAUCCUUGAUCACAGAUCAUUAACAACGGAGUACAUUUUAAAGGUUGAAAAUUUCAAGUUGGUGUGCACGCAUGGCUUAGUUCGAUAGCUAAUAGUGUACGCUGUCUUUUUUCCAACAGGCGAUUCUUCUCGGACUUGGACUACAACACAAGACCAUAGAGGCCCUUGAGGUAAACGAUCAUCGUCAGAACUUAAAUACUUACCCUUAUAUAUUUAAUAGCAUAGAUUUCACAAAUAUGGUGGUUGUUAUGUUUGUUUCUUUGUCUUUUCAGAAAGAAUUAGAACUACCAUCAUCUCAGUUACUGGGAUUGUUCAACAGAACUAUGAGAAAAGUUGUUCAGGUAAAAAAAAAGUUUAUUUCGGAGGGUAGAGUUCUUUUAAACUUAUCAAGUGUGCUAAAAUAGAAAUAUGUGAAGCUUUUUUGGCACUGUAGGCAUCAAUGUCGAUGUAGGGCACAAAGCCUUUUCACGGCAGUUCGAUUGCUGAAAAAAAAUUAAGUUUAAACCUCUGCUCUUUAAGAAUUUUCUUAAAGAAAACUUUGUCAAGAUGUCAAGAGUUGCGCGAGGAAUAGAAAACUUAUCGAAUAGAUUCCAUUUUUACCGUGUGUCUGUUCAGUAAGAGAUCACAGAUGACAUCAAAAAGUGGUAUGAACUUUUGGGCUCUAGAUUUCACGUGUAGUAUCACGUGACUUUUGAUGUAAACGAACCCCGAAAGUUCGGACAUUGAGUCGAGCUCGCAGCACAUGUGUUCAAACUUCGGCUUUGGCACUAAUCUACUGUCAGACGGGGAUUUAUUUGACAAUCUACGCGCUAAACACCCUGAAAAUACCUGAUCAGAUACAUCACUGUACGCAGAACUAGUUCGAUUAUUCCAUGCCGCAACGCUUCCUGUAACAUUCUUCGCAUCUGCUUCAGCGGCAGCGAAAUGACAACUUGCUUGACACAAGAUCAAAUAAAUGAUAAAAGAAAGAUGCCAAUUUUGAGCGAAGAAACGUUUCUUGAAAGUGGGAAGUUAUUUAAGAAAAAUUUCCAAAGCCGAAAUUCGACUCAAUGUCAAUGUUCGACUCAAUGUCCGAAGUUUCGGGGUUUGUUUACAUCAAAAGUCACGUGACACCGCACGUGAAAUCUAAAGCCCAAAAGGUGAAUUAAGGGGCGCACGAGGCGCAGCUGAGUUUGUCACUGAUAUUCUUGCCGCAUUUUUCCUUCUUCUUUGAUCUAUUACUGAACAAACCCACGGCGACUUGGAAUCCAUUCGUUUUAUCAGAAGCUUAUAAGCUUCUGGUUUUUAAUGAUAUAAUCGUAAAGAUCACGAGUAAGAAGCAAAAAGUGUGCGUGACUCAGAUCAUCUUUUAAAAUACGUCGCUCGGAUCACUAGUAGUAUCUGGGCAACUGCCCACCUACCCCUCCCCUAACCCAACAUUAACCCUAACAUGUUAUCAAUUGACUGUUGUUGAGUUAGGGGAGGGGUAGGUGGUCAGUUACCCAGAUACUGAUAUUGAUCCCGUCGGUCUUCUGAUACUUUAAGGUUUUAUUUCCAUGUUUUUUUCUUUUCUUUUGCAGUGUUUUAACUCUGUUCUGGAGUCAUCCUUCGAUAGUCAAGUCACCAAAGAAAAAGAAGUGGCUAUGGAGCCGUUAGCUCAAGGACUUCAAGAGGAUUUGGUUAGCUUUCUACUUCAUCGUAUUACUACCUUUUACCCGAAAAACUCCAGUCAUAAGCUCCGUCUCUUUUCCUUUGCUUCAGCGACCGUCAAGAUCUAAAUAUCAAUUACCUGCUCUGUUUGCUCUAUAUCUUACACUGUUACCUCUCUCUUUCUGGGUGCUAAGCCAAAAAAAAAAAACUUCUAGUUAAUUGACAGUUAUCUUUCUUACUUUUACCUUUCUGCUUGAUAAAUUUAGCAAUAAUUUUGGGAGAAAUUUUUUCCACGAGUUACUCUCGGGUUGAAAGGAACAAAACUUCAAUCUGUGUCUUAUCGACGAUAUAGUGUGGGUGUGAUUCAAAGAACGGAGGCAUGCCAAAGGCUAGGUCGCCAUAUUAUUCACGGGGCGUUAAGAAAACUUCUGUUUCAAAAUUUAACUAAUAUUCAUGAAUUAAUAUCAGGAGGAGGCAGCGAAGGAAUUGAAAGAAAAGCAAAAGAAAGAACUGGAAAAACUGAAGAACAUUGAUCUCAGCAAGUAAGUUGUUUCCUGUCUGUUUCCAGACAGUUCCGCCCGAUUUCGGACACUUUCAUCCGAAUUCGGACGGUUCCGAUCGUAUUUUUGACGGUUCCGACUGACUUCGGACUACUGCGUCCAUUUUCGGACCGUAGCGUCCGUUUCCAGACGGCACCGUCUUAUUUGGGACAGCUGCAUCCGUUUUCGUUCGGGGUUCCGUCUGAUUCAGACACUUGCGUCCCUUUCACUGUCUGUGUAAUUUUACCUGUUUAUUCACAGUUGAUUUAUUUAUUGUGCUCUUAAUUAGGUUUGCAAUAUCAGGAAAAGAUGAUGAAUGGAACACGGCUCUAAGUAACAACAAUAAGAACGUCACCAGUGUGAUUAGCGUUGCAAGCACAAAGCGGAAGACACAGGUGAAUUGAAGUUAAACGUUUUACGCUGUUUCUCUUUUCCACUAACUGUUCCUCGUGAGUGUAAUCUUCUUAUAAAUUCUCAUUGCUUUCCCCUUUCCUCUCGUCCUUACAUUUCUUUCCUUUUUUUACAUCUCCUUUUUUACUUUAGUUUCUGUCUUCUUUUCCUACUUCAUCGUUUGCCUCUCGACUGCUCUUUCAAUUUUCCAGAUUUCUAUUCCACACUACUUCUUGUUUCUUGACUGAUUUUUUCUUCUUCUCUUCCCCAUUGUCGCUUAGUCUUCGCAUUUCCUCUUAUAGUCUUCGUCGUUCUAUAACGUCUCUCUGCUUUUCUCCAUUCUUGAUUCUGAUACCACAGCUUAUUGACUGCCUUAUUGAGUAGCCUUUACUUAUAACUUCCAAUAAGAUGUCUUGUCUCGUCACUUAAAUGAUGUGUUUUCUCUUCAGCCUUCCAAUGAUCAAAGCAAAUCACAUAAGAAGCGCAAGAAGUCCAAACAGAAGCACCACACUGGUUGAAUCUGCUGUCAAGUUAUUAAGCAUGUCAAGCAGUCUAGAAGACUGAGGAUAUGCCAAUUAUUGUCGCUACUUGUUCGAUAAACGUCGGCCUCUACAAGGAUUCGGCUAACACUGAACAGCAACGGCAAGAUGAUGGCAACUUUAGAAUUCAUUGACCUGUCGUUAAUUCUCAUCCAAAAUAACGAACAAAAUGAAUAUCAGAAGCGUUAUUGUCUGCUCUCUGAACAAGGGGGAACAAUUGCUAAAAGGCCGUAAACUGCAAAAAUUUCGUGCACUAAAGGACCAUGGUGGGCUUUACAAUGAAGGACAGAACGUAUGCGCUCACGCCAGCAGGAAUUUCCGUGUGUCAACGCAUGCGUAACGCUAACGUUAAUGAAGGGUGCAAAAAGCUCUUUAACUCUCUGAGAGCUAAGCGCAAAGCUUAUUAUAACGGUGUUAUCAUGGUUACAAGUUAUAUCAGGUGGUACGCGCGAUUCAUGACUUGAUGGUGGAAACGAUGAAUUGACCGCCAUCUCCAAUCAAGGAGACCCAAUUUUCGAGCGUUAGUUCUUCGUAAGCGAGAACGUUGUUCUGACACUUAAUUUGGCGAGAUUCUGUACGUUUAUAGGGAGAGUAUUUUUACUUGACCCACUGCCGCACACUUUUUGUUUUGUUACUUAAAUGCUUUACAUUAAAAAAAAGUAAAUAGAGCAAUUUUCUAUUAAGUGUCGUAAGAAAUCCGCAAUUGCUUAGAUUCUGCUUUACUUCGUUGUGUUACUCUUCUAACCAAUCAUAUUCAGUCAAACUUAAGCCAAUCACCACUUGGUCAAUGGCGUUCUCCCGCGAUUCGAGCACUGAGUUUGCUUGGCUCCUCGCUGGCUGUUGUGGUUUUACGACACUCAAAGGAAUUCAAAGUGCUCUAGAUACCAAUUCCACGUUGAUAGAUGUAACAAUUAGAAAUGUUUCACAGCCCACCCAACGUAUCACAUCAGUUUUAUUAGAAUCUGACGAAACGUUUAACUAACUAAGCGCCUUACUCAGAGUUCCUUUAACCUCAUAGAGGUGUGUAGAAAAAGAAGUGUGUGUAGAUAAGAAAAAAAGGGAGAUAAACUCAAAUGUCCCAGCGACUUAAUACGACGUUUCAGUCCUCGGCCACUUUGUGUGGAUCACGUUUCUGCUCAAAGAAAAAGAAAAACGUGAGUAAAAACUGACAAAAACUGAGCUCCUAUUUCAUGGAUCGAAGUGUUGGUUGAAGAGGAAGCGUUUUUUCCAUGUAGAGACGCGCCGCCAUUCGAAGGUGACUUCACCGAUUCAAUUUAUGCACGAACCAAUUAGAUAUGUCAUAGGAUAAUCAGAAGAUACACCCUGGCCAUCCCAUUUACAUGUUUACUGCUUAAUUAAAUUGUUAUUAUUUUCCC